AAUUGUGAGUCUAUUCUCAACUGAAUUCUACCUAUUCAGCCAGCAGUCCGAGCUAAAUCGAGAGCAUUGUGAAAAAAGAAAACUUGAAAAUAAUAAGCUUGGAAAAGUGGGAAAGCGGGAAACAGGGCAAUGAGUGAAGCAGCGCAGACUGAGAACGAAAACGAUAAGCCGCCAUAUGCAUUUUUCUUUGGCGGAAUGGGUGCGGCCUCAGCCAUCAUAUUCUCAUCCCUGGGAGCAGCAUUUGGCACUGCAAAAUCAGGAACAGGCAUUGCCGCUAUGGCAGUGAUGCGACCGGAGCUAAUUAUGAAGUCCAUCAUUCCGGUGGUGAUGGCCGGCAUUAUAGCCAUCUAUGGCCUGGUUGUAUCGGUGCUAAUUGCCGGCUCCCUAUCACCGGAAUACACGAUACGCAAGGGCUACAUUCAUCUGGCAGCUGGAUUAUCUGUGGGGUUUGCCGGUCUAGCGGCGGGCUUUGCCAUCGGCAUCGUUGGCGAUGCUGGGGUGCGUGGCACUGCCCAGCAACCGCGCCUUUUUGUGGGCAUGAUCCUCAUCCUGAUCUUUGCCGAGGUACUGGGUCUAUAUGGGUUGAUUGUGGCCAUCUAUUUGUACACAAAGUAAUCGUCUAAGAAACUGAUUCAAUUUUGAGUGGCAUUAAAUAUCGUGUGUGUGUGUGUGUGUGUGUGUGUGUGUGGCAUGACAAGCAACCACUUAGAAAUGAAAUGUUCAUUAAGCUUAUGGCAAGGUGACCUUAUGCAUAAACAAAUUCCCAGGCGCAACGAAUCUGUGGCACCUUAGUGACAACUUAACAAAAUCACAUCGAAUGAAAGCAGCGCCAACCAGAAGCGAAACUCAAGCAAAAUAAAAGAAAA
This is a messenger RNA of Drosophila grimshawi, 866 nucleotides long. Its product is annotated as V-type proton ATPase 16 kDa proteolipid subunit. NCBI's taxonomy places the organism in Eukaryota, Metazoa, Arthropoda, Insecta, Diptera, Drosophilidae. The coding region runs from base 130 to 615 and encodes 161 amino acids. The record is from RefSeq and is a predicted model, not a curated record. The transcript has a single exon. Gene Ontology annotation, cellular component: proton-transporting V-type ATPase, V0 domain. Gene Ontology annotation, biological process: proton transmembrane transport. Gene Ontology annotation, molecular function: proton-transporting ATPase activity, rotational mechanism.